AUGGGAGGCGUACAAGAUGCAAUGUCGGCGGUAGGUAGUGUCGUAUCUGGUAGCUGUGACACGAACAUGGUCAUUGGUGUACCGAUUGAUGUGGAUGGGAACCGUGACUCGGAUGGACAGCAGUCCAUGGACGGUGAACUCCACUUGCCUAAGGUCCACGAAGUUGAAUCCAGAUGUGACCAAUACAUCAUUUAUCUGUGGAUUGUGACUUGUGGACGCAUCACGACGUGUACACGACUGCGUGGACAUGUAGCUGUGGACAUGAUCGCGAGUUAA
This is a messenger RNA of Microthlaspi erraticum, 276 nucleotides long. NCBI's taxonomy places the organism in Eukaryota, Viridiplantae, Streptophyta, Magnoliopsida, Brassicales, Brassicaceae. The record is from the annotation of a GenBank genome assembly.